Molecule: messenger RNA, 996 nt
Organism: Choloepus didactylus (southern two-toed sloth)
Lineage: Eukaryota; Metazoa; Chordata; Mammalia; Pilosa; Megalonychidae
Product: histone H1.8
Exons: 5
Coding region: 1-996 (331 amino acids)
Biological process (GO): nucleosome assembly
Cellular component (GO): nucleosome
Molecular function (GO): DNA binding
Source: RefSeq, a predicted model, not a curated record
AUGGCUUCCGGGAGCGAUGCUUCCAGCGACGUCUCCGCGGGGUCCACCGGGUCUGAGAAGCCAGGCCCAAGCCGCAGUGGUGUUCGGGGUCUGCGCCGCCACCCCCCAAUGCUGCGCAUGGUCCUAGAGGCUCUGCAGGCCAGGGAGCGGCGCCAGGGCACCUCAGUGGCCGCCAUCAAGCUGUACAUCCUGCAGAAGUACCCCACGGUGGACGUGGUGCGGCUCAAGUACCUGCUGAAGCAGGCGCUGGCCAAGGGGAUCCACCGCGGCCUCCUCGUCAGGCCCAUCAACUCCAAGGCCAGGGGUGCCACCGGCAGCUUCAAGUUAGUUCCCCAGAAAAAAAGGAAAACCAAGCCCAGGAAGACAUCCGCCAUGAUGGCCCUCAGUAAACCUGCAGGGAAGGGCCACAAGAAACCAAGUGAGGCAAAGAAGGAGGCUCCCAAGCCAGGCCAGGUGAAAAAGGUCCCCAAGAAGCCAGGGGAGGUGAAGAAGGCUCCCACGAAACCGGGGGCAGCCAAGGAGAAGGCCCUCAAGAAAGGCCGCGAGGUCAAGGUGGCAAAACUGGGCGAGGCCAAGAAGGGCCCCCCCAAACCAGACAAGGCCACGAAGGCCGCUCCCGGUGCUGCUGGGCUCGGGGGGAAGGCGAAGGCCAAAGGCAGCGGCCAAGAUGCUGAGGCCCACAGGAAAACAAAGGCUGGGAGUAAGAGUUCCAAAGCCUCGGCCACCAAGGGCAAGAAUGGUGCUACUUCCCCAGCCAAAAAGAAAAUGGCGGCCGUGGCCAAGGUCCCUAAAGGGGCAGCUGCCCCAGGGCCUGAGGAGGAGCCAAAAGCCAGGGCAGCCGCUCCUCCCAAGGGCAAGGGUGGCAGUGGGUCCAAGACAGCGCCUGCAGGCCUGGUCAGCAAGACGGAGGCCCCCAAGGGCCCAAGCAGGCCUGGGCUGCCCACCAAGUCCCUAUCGUCCAAGGUGCCCACCAAGAAGGCAGGUGCCAGGAGUUAG